Messenger RNA from Miniopterus natalensis, 657 nucleotides. RefSeq lists its product as uncharacterized. Gene Ontology annotation, cellular component: keratin filament. The record is from RefSeq and is a predicted model, not a curated record. Lineage: Eukaryota; Metazoa; Chordata; Mammalia; Chiroptera; Miniopteridae.
AUGGCCGCGUCCACCCUGUCCGUCUGCUCCAGCGACCUGAGCUAUGGCAGCCGCGCCUGCCUGCCCGGGUCCUGCGACCCCCGCACGGACUCCUCCUGGCAGGUGGAUGACUGUCCAGAGAGCUGCUGUGUCCCCACCUGCUGUGUCCCCAGCUGCUGUGAACCCUCCUGCUGUACCCUCGUCUGCACCCCAGUGAGCUGCGUGUCCAGCCCCUGCUGCCAGGCGGCCUGUGGGCCCAGCCCCUGCCAACCAGCCUGCACCAGCUCCUGCCAGCCUGUGUGCUGCACCUCCUCCCCCUGCCCGCAGGCCUGCUGUGUGCCCGUCGGCUGCACCCCCGUCUGCUGCACCCCCGUCUGCUGCAAGCCCGUGUGCUGUGCACCCGUCUGCUUUGGAACCACCCCCUGCCCAGCCCCCUCCUGCUGCCAGCCCACCCCCUGCCCCUCACCCUGCUGCAGACCCUCCUCCUGCGUGUCCCUCAUCUGCCGCCCCGUGUGCAGGCCCGCCUGCUGCGUGCCCGCCUCCUCCUGCUGUGCCCCCUCCUCCUCCUGCCAGCCCAGCUGCUGCCGCCCGGCCUCCUGCGUGUCCCUGCUCUGCCGCCCCGCGUGCUCCCGCCCGGCCUGCUGUGUCCCUGUCGCAGCCCAGAAGUCCUGCUGCUGA